Molecule: messenger RNA, 845 nt
Organism: Polyodon spathula (Mississippi paddlefish)
Lineage: Eukaryota; Metazoa; Chordata; Actinopteri; Acipenseriformes; Polyodontidae
Product: synuclein-like
Exons: 6
Coding region: 285-668 (127 amino acids)
Biological process (GO): synapse organization; synaptic vesicle endocytosis; chemical synaptic transmission
Cellular component (GO): axon terminus; neuronal cell body; cytoplasm
Molecular function (GO): cuprous ion binding
Source: RefSeq, a predicted model, not a curated record
AGCAUCCAGGAGCAACUGUAUUUCAGCAUCCACUGUUAUAUCUCUCUCUCACUCACUCAUUCAUUCAGUCACUUAUCCGGUCCCUACUGAAUGUCCCUUCUGUCUCUGUCUCUCUCGCUCUCUCUGUCUCUCCCGUGUUUGUCACAGCAGCUAGCUGCCCUGUAGACGACACACACACGCAUACCUAUCUACACCCAGAGGAACCUGAAGGUGAACACUCUACAAAACACGAAGAGACUGAACCCCUCACCCAACGAGGCAGGAAAAGGAGCCGAGUCUGCAGGAUGGACGUGCUGAAGAAAGGGUUUUCCAUGGCCAGGGAAGGAGUGGUAGCUGCUGCAGAAAAAACCAAGCAGGGAGUAGAGGAGGCUGCCGCCAAGACCAAGGAAGGGGUCAUGUAUGUAGGUUCAAAGACAAAGGAAGGCAUGGUGCAGAGUGUAAACACAGUGACUGACAAGACCAGGGAGCAGGCUAACGUCGUGGGCGACACCAUCGUGGCAGGCGCUAACGAGGUCUCCUCCAAGACAGUGGAAGGGGUGGAGAACGUGGUGGCAUCUACAGGACUGGUAAACCCGGAUGUACCAGUGAACCAGGAGAACUUCGCUCACCAGGCAGCAGAGGGCGCUAUUGAACAGGCUGGAGACGUGGCACAGCAGGUUGGAUACUAGCCCUCUCCCUCAGGCCUUGUCUCGCGGAGCCCCCUCCCCUCCAGCCAGCAGGGGACCCCAGGAAGCUGCUUAUCCCGCCCCACGUGCCCAAAUAUUGACUUGCUGAUUUUUUUUCUCAUUUAAAAGGAAACUGAAAUCUGAGUUAGAAAAAAAAAAGUACAUUCUCCCCCCCCCCCC